Molecule: messenger RNA, 1390 nt
Organism: Arachis stenosperma
Lineage: Eukaryota; Viridiplantae; Streptophyta; Magnoliopsida; Fabales; Fabaceae
Exons: 6
Coding region: 284-1129 (281 amino acids)
Biological process (GO): translation
Cellular component (GO): mitochondrial large ribosomal subunit
Molecular function (GO): structural constituent of ribosome
Source: RefSeq, a predicted model, not a curated record
UCUCCCAUUUCUCAGCCUUAAGCCUGCUCUUCGUGCCUUCGUCUCUCGCCGCUCACCGUCGUCCAACCGCCACACCUUCCUCACCGUCGCCGUUUCCGUCUGACAGGGGAUUUGAAUUUAGAAAUACUUCAAUUUGGAUUGGAACUGUUGGAUUCUACUUGAUGUUGGUUUCGUGAAGUUGCUGUGUGCGCUAAAGUUUGUUCAGUGUUGGAAGUGUGGUUAGAAGUAGUUACCGCCCGAAUUGUCACUCUUUUCGUGGGUGAAAGAUUAGAGGAAAAAAAAGAUGCUCAGAAGAAGGCUCUCUGUUCUCUCGACAUCAAUUAUCAGAAGCUCAGUUUGGGGCAAACCUAGUCCCACUUGUCCAUUGGUCCAAUAUCCUCAUCCCUCAAAGCUCCUUCAAUAUUCCAAGUCUCAUGCAACAGUUUACCCCAAAGUACGCCCAGAAUUUCAAGGUUUUAGAGCCUACAGUCUUCUAGCCUUGAAUGAUCUGAGAGAUAAUGUGCCGAGAAAACAGAAGACAAGAAAGGGCCGUGGGAUUGGGUCUGGAAAGGGAAAGACUGCUGGGAGGGGUCAUAAGGGUCAGAGAGCCAGAAAAGGAUCGAAAUUAGGUUUUGAAGGAGGUCAAACUCCACUUCGUCGAAGAAUGCCCAAACGUGGUUUCAAGAACCCAUUUAGUCUCACUUUUCAGCCAGUAGGUUUGGGAAAAAUUGCGAAGCUUAUAAAUGCAGGGAAGAUAGAUUCUUCUGAAUUGAUUACAAUGAAAACACUCAAGGAUACAGGAGCAAUUGGGAAGCAAAUAAAAGAUGGAGUAAGAUUGAUGGGGCGUGGCGCUGAUCAGAUCAAGUGGCCAAUUCAUCUAGAGGUAUCAAGGGUUACCGUGAGGGCUAAGGAAGCAGUUGAAGCAGCUGGUGGUUCUGUAAGAAGAGUGUAUUAUAACAAGCUGGGCUUGCGGGCACUGCUGAAGCCGGAGUGGUUCGAAAAGAAGGGAAGGUUGCUGCCAAAAGCAGCUAGACCUCCGCCGAAACUGAAGGAUAAAGUCGAUAGCAUUGGCCGGUUGCCAGCGCCGACUAAACCGAUCCCGUUUUUAGUUGAAGGUAGCAAUGAUAUUACACCUCCUCAGCUUAGUUAAACUGAGAUCAUGGCAUUAUUUGUAGAAUUUUUAGGUAAUUCAGAACGAGAGAUAAAUGAAUUUCCAUUGGAAAAAAAUGGAAUGAGAAAUUUUCUUGUGAUUUGUUUUUUCUUUUUGUAUCAAUUUUGUUUUAAGGAACUGAGAUUGGUUACCUAAGAGAGCCUUGUUUUGAUUUGUAUGUGGAUAGGAUCUUUGCUUAAUUCAGUCGAUUAGGGACCUAAACCUUGAUUAAGUGUACUAAUUACACGAAUUGAUUUUCCA